Suillus subalutaceus is the source of this 204-nucleotide messenger RNA. RefSeq lists its product as uncharacterized. The transcript has a single exon. Lineage: Eukaryota; Fungi; Basidiomycota; Agaricomycetes; Boletales; Suillaceae. The coding region runs from base 1 to 204 and encodes 67 amino acids. The record is from RefSeq and is a predicted model, not a curated record.
AUGGGUCCACAACGUAUUAUUGAUCAACAUUUGCGACUGACUCACUUUUGCGCGCGACCCCUGGCUUCGUCAGAAUUCAUCAUGCUUCACUCUAUCAUUCAUGGUGUAUUAAUUGUUCCGGACUUUGCUGUUCCCGGAGAUCAUUUCCUUGUUGAUUAUGUAGACACUGACAUAUUUCUUCAUUCUCAGAGACGACUCUUUUAA